AUGGCUCCAUAUCGGAUGUCAGCUUCUGAGUUGAAAGAGUGGAAGAUUCAACUUGAGGAUUUUCUUGAGAAGAGAUUUAUUUGUCUGAGUGUGUCACCGUGGGGUGCGCCUGCUUUGUUGGUUAUGAAGAAGGAGGGUACUAUGAGACUUUUUAUGGAUUAUAGACAAUUGAACAAGGUGAUGAUUAUGAAUAAGUAUCCAAUUUCAAGGAUUAAUGAUUUGAUAGAUCAGUUGGUUGGUGCGUGUAUGUUUAGUAAGUUUGAUUUGAGGUCUAGGUAUCAUCAUAUUCCUGUGAAGGCUGAAUAUAUUCAGAAGACUGCUUUUAGGACGAGGUAUGAUCACUAUAAGUAUUUCGUGAUGCCAUUCUGUGUGACUAAUGCACCUGGUGAGGCAAGUUUUCUUGGGCAUGUGAUAUCGUAUGGUGGUAUUUUUGUUGAUCCGUCGAAGAUUGAGGCUGUGUCUCAAUGGGAAGCUUCAAAAUCCAUUUCUGAGAUUAGAAGUGUUCUUGGUUUAGAAGGUCGAGGUGGUGAUUUUCAGAUUGAUGAGAAUGGUAUCAUGAGAUUUCGUGGUAGAUUUUGUAUUCUGAAUAUAUCGGAUUUGAAGAAGAGGAUUCUUGAGGAAAGGCAUCGAAGUGGUUUGAGUAUUCUUCUUGGAGCUACUAAGAUGUAUCAAGAAUUGAGAAAGUUUAUUUGGUUGCAAGGUUAUCGUGAUAGAUUAACGAAAUCUUCUCACUUUAUUCCUAUGAGGAUGGCUUAUCCGAUGGAGAGGCUUGCAAAGCUUUAUGUUAAGAGUUAUCAUUAUAAGAGGAGGAAAGCGCUUGAAUUUGAGGUUGGAGACCAUGUGUUUCUUAGAGUUACUUCGAUAACGGGUGUUGGAAGAGCUUUGAAGUCGCGUACGUUGAUGCCGCGUUUUAUUGGACCUUAUGAGAACUUGAGGAGAGUAGGUGAGGUAGCUUAUCAGAUUUCUAUGUUGUCGUCGCUUGCUUAUUUGCACAAUCUGUUUCUUGUGUCUCAUUUGAGGAGGUACAUUGUGGAUCCUUCGCAUGUAGUCCAAGUAGAUGAUGUGCAAGUGAGGGAUAACCUUACUGUGGAGCCAUUACCUAUUAGGAUCGAGGAUCGGGAGUUGAAACAGCUUCAUGGCAAAGAGAUUGCUUUGGUGAAGGUCGCUUGGAGAGGACCUGCAGGUGGAAACAUGACUUGGGAACUCGAGAGUAAUAUGAAGGGUUCAUGA
This is a messenger RNA of Vicia villosa (hairy vetch), 1230 nucleotides long. RefSeq lists its product as uncharacterized. The record is from RefSeq and is a predicted model, not a curated record. Lineage: Eukaryota; Viridiplantae; Streptophyta; Magnoliopsida; Fabales; Fabaceae. Bases 1 to 1230 code for a protein of 409 amino acids. The transcript has 5 exons.